Otolemur garnettii (small-eared galago) is the source of this 2169-nucleotide messenger RNA. It is a transcript of the gene ZC3H11D, whose product is annotated as chromosome unknown C12orf50 homolog. Gene Ontology annotation, molecular function: metal ion binding. Bases 248 to 1537 code for a protein of 429 amino acids. The record is from RefSeq and is a predicted model, not a curated record. Lineage: Eukaryota; Metazoa; Chordata; Mammalia; Primates; Galagidae. The transcript has 10 exons.
ACUUUCAACAUUUCUGCAAAGCUAGAGAAGGUAUCUUGUAAUUUAAAUUUCUUUAAGAAUUAUCUAUUUUGUAAUAUACUGUCAACAGGAGGUCAGUUUUAAAGGAAUACUGCUGAUAGCCUGAAAGACUGUGGAAAAGAAAUUUUUUCCCCCUUACACACUGAUAGUUCUUAUAUUUGCAUUCCUGCAAUUCUUAUAUAUAUAUUUAAAAAAAAAACACAUUGGAUUAGCAGCAAGAGAGUUGAAAAUGGCAGAAGUUGGGAAUGACUGCUAUUUCUUUUUUAAUUCCACAUGCAUAAAGGGUUCCCAGUGCCGAUUCCGACACUGUGAAGAGGCCCUUGGUAGUGACACUGUGUGCUCAUUAUGGAGAGAGAGGAAAUGUUUAGAUCCACUUUGCAGAUUUAGACACAUGGAAAUGCAGCAAAACUGCAGCAUUUCAUGCUUCUGGGAAACUCAACCUCUUGGUUGUGUGAAGAUUAGUUGUAUCUUUUAUCACAGCAAACCUCGAAAUAUCAAUGGAUUAUUUUUGCCACCAAGUAGCAAUAUCACGCUACAGAAAGAAAAUCAGGAAGGCACUCCACCCCCGACCCAGAGUCAGGAACCUCUGAAACCUCAGGAAAAUAUAUCACGACCCAUUCACCAUCCUUUAGUUUUAAAAACUAACUUUGAGGAAGAAGAGGAGGAAGUAGAUGAACAAAACGAUGCUUCUAGUUUAUGGACAAAGACUCCUGAAGAAAUUGAAGAAAAAAGAGCAAUAAAGGAGAUGUGUUAUAAAUCAGGUGAAUACUACAGAUUUCACACUCCUCCAGAUAUUUCAACGUCAAAAAGCAUAGCUCCUACAGCAGAAAAAGAGUUAGAAAAGCCUUUGGAAAAUGGCAGCGAAUUGCAAGAAGGGGAUGGUCUUACAGUUCCAACAAAAUAUAGCCUUGAAAGGCAAGGUGAGAUAAAGACAUCACUGGAUAGGAAACCAAGGACUGACAUUGCUGAAAAUGGAGGAGGUGACUGUUACGUUCCACAGAGAAUCAUAUUUCUUGGAGUAGAUGAAAAUAAAGCUUUAAGUGAAGAGAAAGAAAGCUCCCUGUCGAAAUGUUCAAAUACUAAAGUGAACGAUGUCCAGCCAGUGAGGAAGCCUCAUUUUAAAGGUGUGAAAAAAAGAAAAUGGAUUUAUGAUGAACCAAAGAAUUUUCCUGGCCCUGGAAUGAGGAGAGCAGUACAGGCUCCAAAUCCCAAAAAUAAGAUGAGUUAUUAUCGCAGCAAUAAAAACCGAAAUGCUGAGAAUGCGUCCUAUAUCCACGUUCAGAGAGACACCGUCCGGACUGUCUCCCUGAGUGCACCUCCCCGCAGCAGGCCCGCAAAUGGUUCCUACAACAAAGGUGAUGUUAACAAGGAACACAGACUCAACCUCUGUUCAGGUGAGGCCCUUUGCCAGGGUGCUUUACUGCUGUCUGUGGUUUGCAUCUCACGAGGCUUCCUAAUGGCUUGUUCAACUUCACUGGCACCCAGAGCCCUCUUCUUUCCCAGGCCUUCACCACCAUAGUAUCUUAGAAACCAGGGAGAGGGUUUACUGCAUGUGCGGGAGAGCACAGGAUUUAAGGGAUGUGGAAGGAAGCUCCCCUGUUGGGUACAGAUGACUUGACGUGGGCCCUCCCUAGACUGUUAUCUCAGAGCUCUGCCCUUUGCUCCCCUGGAUGGCUUUAUUUCAUUCUGGAGGAUUGUUUUUAAAUGGUUGACAUUUUCUUGUUCUGCUAACUGCCUAGUUCAAUUAUCACGGUCAGGCUAGCACCUUGGCUUUUCCUUCAGUCUUUACGAUUAUUUUCUGCAAGGGUUAGUUGGGGGUUAACUGGAAUAUUUUUGACAACCUCUCAUCUCUCCCACCAUGUACAGAUUGCCUCUAAAUCGUUUCAUCAUGUAACAGGCAGAGUCAUAGUACGUGUCAGGAAGCACAGAGCCACACAGGGGAAGGGAACCAAAUGGCUUUUUCUUCCCUGUCUCAGACGAAUUUUGCUGUUUUGAAGUUGGCUUUUCCGUGUUUUUCCACUUAACCAAAUGCCACUCAAUUAUCUGUAAUUUCAUGUUUGUGUUUUUCCACGUUCACAGUCUAGUUAGUGGAGUUCUGAAUGUUUUGCACUUUUGGAAACAUAAGUGAAGACUGUCUUUCUUAGGUUCUUU